UGUCUCCGCAGAUCUCACAACAAGUCAAACCAGUGAACAGAUAGAGAGAGAGUAAUCACAACGAGAAAACAGCUAACAGAGACAAGAUGAAGGGAAUAAUAAGAGUCGUGCUGGUAGCUAUCUACCUUGGGACGGGCAGUGCGUUUUUGUGUUACCCAGAACACAUCCAAAGCCAGUUCUGCAACUCCGACUAUGUUUUCCGAGUAAAGGUCAAGUCAGGCCCCAAAUUCGAGGUGCCUCCACUUCCAGCUGGCCCCGACCCACCACGCCCCGGAAAAGACAACAACAACAACAAUAACAACAACAAUGGCAACAAAGACAAGGACAAGGAAGUCGGUCCAGACCCCCUGAUCUCUGAACCCGCCCCGGUCAUCCGGGGUCGAGAGCCACGUGCAGCUGCGAGCACUGGUGGUCACCCACCGAGGAUUCUAACCUUCCAAGAAGUAACAAUCAAGAGACUUCUUCGUGGGAAGAGCAAAGUGAACAAAACCAAAGGCUUCGAGAAAUUCACAAAGAAUCUGCUGACAAGGUAUAACGCCCGCGUCUACACUGCUCCCAAGGUGAAACUGGAGCCAAACAAGGCAUACUUAGUGGCGGGAAAAGUGAUUGACGGCCGACUGUGGAUCUCGUACUGUAACUUACACACUGAGUGGGAUCAUCUGAGCAAGAGCCAGCUCGGAGGGCUCAAGAAAUAUUACCAACAAGGUUGCAACAAGUGCAAGGUCCAGUUGUGUUUCUCCGCCUCGCAGUGUGAGAGAAUGACUGCACCAGAUCGAUGCAUGUGGCAGAUGGAGAUAGGAAACCCCACAGAGGACUGCUACGUGAAGGCUAGCGCUUGUAAAAAGGUCGGAGACAGAUGUAUGUGGAAGAACGAAAAGUCAGCGCUAAAAUGUAAGAAGGAGAAGAAGCAAAAGAAAGAAAAGAAGAAUAACAAUAAAACAAAAAUCCCUCUGCCCUGAACGAUUUGAUUAGGAGCCUAAAAUAAUGGAAGAGGCAAGUAAAAUGGACAAGAGGAAAUGAAACAACCAUAAAACGUUGUAGAGAAACAUUCGAAAGUGAAAGGUCGCGAAGAUAUUGCAAAGAAAUGAUUUUGAGUUUAGAUAUAACAGUGACUGAAGCGUUCCCUUGACGAGUGCUCAUGCGCACCGAGGUUUGCAAAGCGCACACAAUUGAUAGAAAACACACAAAAAUACAAAAUAAAAAUAUAUCUGGUUAACGCAAAGACAAAAAGAUAUAAAAGUCACUGCUUUUAGCUACUGACAUUUUAAUAGAAAUGCAGUUAAAAUGUACAUAAAAAUAAUGACAAGAAUGUAUAUAGUAUUUGAUAAAAAAUACACUUUGUAGUAAA
Molecule: messenger RNA, 1348 nt
Organism: Nematostella vectensis (starlet sea anemone)
Lineage: Eukaryota; Metazoa; Cnidaria; Anthozoa; Actiniaria; Edwardsiidae
Product: metalloproteinase inhibitor 3
Exons: 2
Coding region: 87-959 (290 amino acids)
Biological process (GO): negative regulation of membrane protein ectodomain proteolysis; negative regulation of endopeptidase activity
Cellular component (GO): extracellular matrix
Molecular function (GO): protease binding; metalloendopeptidase inhibitor activity
Source: RefSeq, a predicted model, not a curated record